Pelobates fuscus (common spadefoot toad) is the source of this 3213-nucleotide messenger RNA. It is a transcript of the gene ZC3HC1, whose product is annotated as zinc finger C3HC-type containing 1. Gene Ontology annotation, cellular component: nucleus. The coding region runs from base 12 to 1451 and encodes 479 amino acids. The record is from RefSeq and is a predicted model, not a curated record. The transcript is spliced from 10 exons. Lineage: Eukaryota; Metazoa; Chordata; Amphibia; Anura; Pelobatidae. Gene Ontology annotation, molecular function: zinc ion binding.
GUGUGGCAAAGAUGGCGGCGCCCAGUGUGGAGAAUGUGGAGGUUCCCUUGAAAUCCCCAGCUGGGACUCCUGGCAAAGUGAGGAAGCUGAUAAACGAAGGGAUAGUGAGUGCAGAUACCGAGGCCAGGAAAGAAACUGUUGCCUCGACUGAUGAAAACAAUGGGUUUGAAGCUGGGUCAGAUUCUGCUUCUAGUGAGACAACAAGUAGAGAUGCGUUCUUUAGCAGAGUGGAAUCCUUCACCUCAGUGAAGUGGGCUGGAAAGCCACCUGAAUUGUCACCGCUUCUCUGUGCAAAGUAUGGAUGGUUAAAUGUGGAGUGCGACAUGUUGAAAUGCUCCAGUUGCAGUGCCUAUCUAUGUGCCGGACUGCAGCCAUCCAUGGAUUUCAGUAGUUAUAAAGAACGCUGUUUGGAACUACAGGAAGCACUAAGGACAGGACACAGAGAAUUCUGUUUCUGGCCUGACAGUCCUUGCCCAGAACAUUUCUGGGCUCUGAUGGUCACAGAGCCAUCUUCGGUGUUGAAUAAUUUUGUGGAACAUUUCCAAAAUCUUUGUAAGCUAGAACUCCAGUUGCCAUCUCUCAAAUCCGAGGACCUGAAAAAUAUGGACCUCACAGAGGACACAGUGAGUUUACUCCUGCACCUGAUAGACGAUGAGUUGAAAGCUAAGGAGGGAAGAGAAAAUCUUGCUCGAAGCGUCGUCAGUGACUCUCUGCAUGUUCACAUCUCUGCUUGCAUUCUCGCGCUGUGUGGAUGGAGCUGCAGUCCAUCAACUCAUUCUUCCUCCCUGCCCAUUAUUGGUUGUACGCGGUGUAUGAGAAAAGUUGGCUUGUGGGGCUUCCUGCAACUGGAAACCAUGGAAAUGGAGACAUCUCCAAUGACACCUGGUACUCCUGUGUCUCCAGUAGAAGGUCAAAAUGAUAGAACACCCCUGGGAAGUAUGUCCUCGAACAGGAGGGUCACUCGUAGCCGUGAACCUGAGCAGAGCCCUUCGUCUCUAUAUACUCGGACACGCAGUUGGGAUUUCUCAAGCCCAGCAGAUUCUGAUGCAGUAAGGAGUCGCCCAGUAACCCGUAGCAUGGGACAAGGAGAAAAUACUGGUUUGGGUGCCGAGACGCACUCCAGCCCUCACCGCAAGCCCAAACGGCCACGACUUUGCUCCAGCAGCAGUUCUGAUACUUCUCCUAGGGGCUACUUUGACCCUCUUUCUCAGCACAGGACUUGGUGUCCGUGGGUUAGUGUGUAUAAGAAUGCUAUCAAUAUGGAGAAAGGCAAAAAUGACAGUGUAGAAAAUGGCAAGAUUGUGGAAUGUGGUUGGAAGGAAGUUCUAAAAGUGCUCAUGGUUGAUGUAAAAUCCAGAGCCCUUGCUGACCAAGAUUCAUCUACUGUGCCAGAAAAAUCCUACAAAGUCUUCAGAAUAUUUCGUCAGUGGCAGAGGACUACGUCAUCAUGAAUGCACAUAUAGACUUUUUUUUUUUCUUUUUCUUCAAACCAACCAAUGUGACCUCUCUUAUGUCCACCUUGCUUUGAGCAGUAUAGACUUGUAUUGUGUUACACUAAUCCUGGGUAAUCUGUAUUUGGUUCAUGAUAUCCACACCUUCUUUGCAAGUAUUUUCCAUUGUGAAAACAUCUUAUGGCUGCUUUGAUUCCUUUAAUAAACAUGUAGACAACUUGCUGGUGGACCAAAUGUGAUAGAGACUAAAGGACAAAUUAAAACUUUUUAUUUUCCUUGCUUGUAUGAAAAUUAGAAACAAUUAAUUUUUUUGCUUCUUUUAUAGUAAAUACAUUGGGUAAAACCAAGAAUAUAUACCUGGGUGAAUGUUGUCACUACUUCUACAGGGUUAUUUACUAAACUGAGAAUGUUGGGCAUUAAAAGUGAAUUCCAAAUCUAACGCCAAAGUAGCUUAACUGGAAAUUUUCUAGUUCAGCGGCUUUGGCUUUGAAUUCCAACGAUUCUCUUUAUGGUAUAACUGUUUUGUUUUGAAAAAAAGAUUGGAAUGCCAUACUGAAUUAACUGGUUGUUUUUAAAUGCAUUAGGAGUACAAUACAGUAGGUCCAGUGAUAUUCCAGGUCUUCUUACAUUGCUUUAAAGGACUAAAUGAAAUAUGUUGGUGAAAUUACAACAAUAUGUAUAGGAAAAUUGUAUACACCAUAAACACUUCAAUGGAUUGAAAGGGUUUUGAUGCCUAGAGUCUAUGGGUGUCAGGUUCCACACUGCUACUAAACAGUUUACUACUUGUCAAAAUUCUGUCCCCGGCAGCCUGCAGACUAUUUUCCAAUGAAAAUAUGGCAGAUGCGGAGAUAUACCUGCUUCACUCAAUAUCAGGAGUAGCAGGUAGUAACUUUCUGAGAGCAUGGGCCCUCAGCUUACCGCUGCUAUAAAUCGGUAUGGUGCAAGACGGAAGCGUAGUUCUGUCUCUUUCAUUUUGAGGCUGGGCUUCAGGUUGCCAGGGGCCGAGAAUCUCUACUAACCAUGCCAAUACCAGUAGGAUACCAAUUUCAUAUCAUCCCUUCCAUAUGUAGUAAGUAAUUGACAUAGAGAUUAAUAAACUAAUAUAGAAAAGUUCACAUGGGUACUUUAAAUGUAUUAUCAACUUUAUUUAAAAUUAUAUACUGCCAGUUUACAGAAACAUUGUUCAAAACCAUCUACAAUACAAUUGGCCAUCAAUGCUAUUUUCUUGGUAGUAUAUUAUGUGUGUACAGACUAUUCUAGAUUGUCAUUUUAGAGUAAACCUUUUAUGUUGGUGCUUAUUCAAUUUAACAUUUUUUUUUCUCCCCUAUAGAAGACAGCCAAGCUAACUAAAAGUAGGCAAUUGUUUAUUUUGUUGAAGAUUCCCUUACCGUGUUUGAAGGUGGAAUGUUGCAAUAUCAAAGUGGCUGAAUAUUCAUUGAACAGUUUUGCAUACAUUGGUCCACACCCCCACCUCCUUCCAAUCCAUUGCCCUAUCGUGAUGGUGUAAUGCAAAGAAAUAUUGAAUGUACAGUAGCAAUUGGUAUGGUUUUAGUGGCUGUAACCUCUAAGAGCUCAACCUGCUAAGCAGGUGCCAGAAAACCUAUUCACAAAUUGUCAACUCUUUUAAUGUGACACCCUGUGUGGGGAAAUAAAGCACAAUGGUGAAGGGCUUUGAAGAAAAUUGCCAAAUGUUAAGCUUGUAAGUAUGCUAGAGAUGUGUGCUAUGCAUUUUAUCCCCUUGAAAUAAAAUGGCUUGUAUUAA